AAAACCAUCGGCCUCUUCGCCGGGCCCCAAAGAAAAACAAUCUUUUAUCCCUUCUUCUUCCCUCUGAUUUGUCCGCAAUAUCGACCUCCGUAGCGACGUUCUGAAUCUCUCUUCGAUGAAAUCCGGUUGCCCAGUUCGUGCAUUUCGAAUUCGGGGCCAAGCUCUCACCAACGACGCCCGACGGGUUUCGAUUUCGAUUGGAUCGCAGGAUUUUCGCCGAUUCGAGAUUGGUGAACGAGCUGCUGCUUUGCUAUUGCCGAGAUGUCGUCGUUUGAUGAAGUUCUGAAGGCCGUUUUUCCUUUUCUGGAUGGCACGGACCUGGCUUCUUGUAUGGUUGUGUGUAAGCAAUGGAGAGAGAUAGCCAAAGAUGAUUACUUUUGGAAGUGCCUAUGUGCCAGAAGAUGGCCUUCGAUUUGCAAACGACCGAACUCGUUUCGGGUAACCUAUUACAAACUAUAUCAAACAUUCCACAGACGCCAGCAACGGCAAGCGCUCCUUCCCCCGCGGCUUUGCUUCGAGGACUUGGAAUUCUUUAUCGACAUGUGGACUGAGGAUAAUUUGAUCUUCUCAGAAGUGGUCCCAGGCCCUAUUCUUGAGGCCGGAAUAAAGAACCUACCUCCCGGAGUGAGUGAAGGGAUUAGGCUUCACCUAGACUGUCCUCAGUACAAGAUGACGCUACCUGUAGAACCAAGAUUCACUGUGGCUUUCAGCCAAAACCUGACUGUGUCGGUGCUCGCAAGACGCAAGGAUUCUGACAGAGUUGCUUGCAUCAUCAAUAACUCGGAUUUUGGCUAUACAGAUCGAACAUCAAAUAGGUUCAUGGCAUAUGAAUACCUCGACUUUUCUCCUCUCUAUCCUUUCAUUUCUAAUACUCGAGCAUGGAUUUCCUUGCUCUUUAUGGACAAGGAUCAAAAUGAGGGUGUAAUUGAUGUUUUUGGUAUCGAAGUGGACUUCUGUGAUGCGGCAAACUCCAAGGAAGAGGUACUCUGGCUCCUAGACAUGCUUGAUUGGAAAUAAGGGACCGGUGCAUUGAAAGCAGAAUAGCGGCUGUAACUUGUUCAUUAAUAUGUAUUUCUCUGUAUGUCAGCUAUUCCUUAGCGGCUGCAACUGGUACUGAGUACGAGGAAUAUCUACAGGAUUUGCCUUCUGUCAAUACUACAAUUAGCUGGACUGAUGUGGAGUUCAUGUCAGCUGUUGUACAUAGUCUCUGUCCAAUUUCAAUAAAAAUGUGCAUUCGUCAAUGACAAUGUCCGAAUUUUGUUGCUUCUUUACUAUUUGGUCUGGCACUGAAAAAGCCAGAGAAUAUGAAUGAUUUAUGUCUUUCGUGUUAACAUUUCAAACGUGAACAUUUUACACUA
Messenger RNA from Eucalyptus grandis, 1358 nucleotides. RefSeq names its product F-box protein At5g39250. Bases 262 to 1017 code for a protein of 251 amino acids. Gene Ontology annotation, molecular function: protein binding. NCBI's taxonomy places the organism in Eukaryota, Viridiplantae, Streptophyta, Magnoliopsida, Myrtales, Myrtaceae. The transcript is spliced from 2 exons. The record is from RefSeq and is a predicted model, not a curated record.